GCCUCCGCUGCUGGGCCCCGAGGCUGCUCCGAGAGCUCGAGCUCGGCGCCCCGGAUCAGAAGAAAACAGAAGACAGUUCAAAGGUUUUGUCUUAGCUCUCUUCCUCCACCUCACAGCCCCUGAAGGAAGAGGCCGAGAUGAACGUGGAGCCCGAGAGGAAGUUUGGCGUGGUGGUGGUUGGCGUUGGCAGAGCCGGCUCUGUGCGGAUAAGGGACUUGCGGGACCCACAUGCUUCCUCGGCGUACCUGAACCUGAUUGGCUUCGUGUCCAGACGAGAGCUCGGGAGCAUUGAUGAAGUCCAGCAGAUUUCUCUGGAAGAUGCUCUUUCCAGCCAAGAGGUUGAGGUGGCCUAUAUCUGCAGCGAAAGUGCCAGCCACGAGGGCUACAUCAGGCAGUUCCUGAAUGCUGGCAAACAUGUCCUUGUGGAAUACCCCAUGACGCUGUCUCGGGCAGCAGCUCAGGAACUCUGGGAGCUGGCUGAGCAGAAAGGAAAAAUUCUGCAUGAGGAGCAUGUUGAACUCUUGAUGGAGGAGUUUGCAUUCCUGAAAAAAGAAGUGGUGGGGAAAGACCUCUUGAAAGGAUCUCUCCUCUUCACAGCUGGCCCUUUGGAAGAAGAGCGGUUUGGUUUCCCAGCGUUCAGUGGCAUCUCUCGGCUGACCUGGCUGGUCUCCCUCUUUGGGGAGCUUUCUCUUGUGUCUGCCACUUUGGAAGAGCGAAAGGAAGACCAGUACAUGAAGAUGACUGUGUGCUUGGAGACUGAGAACAAACGCCCACUGACAUGGACUGAGGAGAAAGGGCCUGGCCUAAAGCGCAACAGAUACCUGAGCUUCCAUUUCAAAUCUGGGUCCCUGGAGAAUGUGCCCAAUGUAGGAGUCAAUAAGAACAUUUUCCUGAAAGAUCAAAAUAUAUUUGUCAAAAAACUCUUGGGCCAGUUCUCUGAGAAAGAGCUGGCUGCAGAGAAGAAGCGUAUCCUGCACUGCCUGGGGCUUGCCGAGGAGAUCCAGAAACACUGCCGCCCAAAGAAGUAAGAUGACGGGGAGCCCUUGGCACUUCCGACACGGGGCCAGAGCUUUGUUAUAUCAAGACCUGAUCUUUAUCUUUAUUCUGAUAAUUAAACACAUUCUCUUGGGUGAACAGAAUUUGCUUAUGGUCACAAGCUAUGUGUGGGGGUAAUAUUUGGGGAUGGGGGCGUGUGCAGUGGUGACUAGGAAGUAGCUAACCUUGGGUGAGCUGAGUUGGAUGCCUCAUUUGCCUGGUUUCAUUUACUUUUCCCUACAACUCUCUGAGGGGAACAUUGGUGGUUCAGUGGUAGAAUUCAUGUCUUCCACGGAGGAGACCUAGGUUUGAUUCCUGGCCAGGGCACCUCGUGGGAAGCCACCACCUGUCUACCAGUGGAGGCUUGUGUGUUGCUAUGAUGCUGAACAGGUUUCAGUGGAGCAUUCAGACUAAGACUAGGAAGAAAGGCCUGGCAGUCUACUUCUGAAAAUUAACCAUUGAAAACCCUAUGGAUCACAACAGCCUGAUCCACAACUGAUCAUGGGGAUGGCACAGGACCAACAGUGUUGAGUUCCACUGUGCAUGGGGUCACUGUGAAUCAGGGGCUGACCUGGCAGCAGCUAACAACAGCCCUAUGAGAUAGGCUUGACCCUGCUGGUUUUGUUCAGGAUAUUAGAAAACCUUGCUGGAGGUCACCCAUAUACAUAGUAAACAAAACCAGAUUUUAAAUCCCACCCAUGCUCUGAACCACUGCAAACACUGCCUCGAAGCUCGCUCUUUCCUGCUUUAAGGAAUUUUAUUUUCCCCCACAAAUUUUAAGUGGGCAACUCUGCUAGGUGCUGACAAUUCUAAAAAAUGGUAAGACAAGAUGUAGUCACUAUCCUUAGGAAGCUCCCUAUGUCAAAAGGGAACCAGUCUCACAAACUGGUCAUUAUAGUGUGGUAGGUCUAGCAGACCUACCUGGCUUAGCACCUGGCCACUGGAAAGGGGUUCAGGGAGGACUUCAAAACUGUACCUUCAUGAUGACUAGGAGCAAGCCAGGCAAAGGUCAGGGGAGGGCCCACCUGGCCCCAGCAAAGGAAGGGAGGAACAGCUGCUGAGGGUGCGGGGAACACUGAGUGCUCCAAGGUUGCUGGAGCAUGGUGUCUGUCAUGGGAGUCUCAGGGAAAUCUGUAAGCCAGGAGGAGGGGCUGGGGUUGUAUUUACUAGGCAGUGUGUAGCCUCGGAAGGCUAUUAUUUAACAGGGGAGUGGCUGGUCAGAUUUCUAAUUUCCAUCUAGCAUGCAGAAGGCUACCUGGAGGAGACAAGAUGUGAGAGCAAGGAGGAGGCAGCUAUCCGGGGGAGAGCCAGUGGAGGUGGAGGUUUUUUUUUUUUUUUUUUUCUAUUCCCUUAUUUAUUUAUUUACAAUAAAAACACUUUGAUUAUAUUACUUUAGGUAUUACUUUAGGUAUUAGGAGUCAAAUAAUAACAUAUGGUCUCAAACUACAAAUGGGGAAAUGUAAGAAGAAUAUAGUUGUUGAGGAUCCCACAGUUUAUUAGAUAUCCUAUCUGGUGGAACCAAUAUCAUUCAAUAGAAAACUAGCUAAAAAUGAAAAGUACUAGAAUUCCAGUCUCAAAUGUCCUUCCUUGGGCACACUCUGUUCUCUAGCACCUCCAUGCCUUUUCUGCUGGCCCCUGGCCCUUUGGAAUGGCUUCCAUUUCCUGCACACCUCUCUUCUCUGCUUCUCUGCCUGCUCCUUUCAGACCCAAGUCAAAGUCAUUUUCUUGAAAGGAGCCUUGCCCAGUCCUCCAAAUUAGUAUUAAGCUCUUCCUUCUCUGUGUUUUCACAGGCAUUUAUUUUUCUGGUAGGUCUGGUUCCUUUCCCAGUCUUCAGCAUCUUGCUCCAAUGCUUAUCCGUUCCACUCCACCUCAUCACCCCACAACAGUGGAGGUGUUUGACUGCAGCCCUUGGCCUUUGUGGAGGAGCUGCUGUGCUGAGUGGACCCCUCUGACCUGGAGGCAGAGCUGAGCCUCAGGAAGCCGCUGCUGCAUUUCACUGGUGGCCCUAUUGCUUUUUCACAGGAGCUGGUGUUAGAUUUCUUGCUCCAGUAACUGUUCCCCUCAUGGUUUUUACCUGCUUCCCGUUGCUGCUGUGAUGUUUAACCAUUUCAGAAGCUGUGAGGUCAGUCAUGGAAGCAAACCCUAGUUUCUACCUCUGUUUCUAAUAUUCCAUCCCAUAGUACCUCAAGGUAAAGCAGGGAAGUAUGUUAAUUUAAAAUCUGAAAAUCAAAAUAAUUCUAAAAAGGGAAAAGAUCCUUAAGGUUAUUCUCUUAUAUGCCUUGUAAAUUAUAAGUACCAGUCAAUUGGUAUCUUAUUUUUACGGAGUCCCUGGGUAGUGCAAACUGUCAAUGUGCUCAGCUACUGACCACAGUUCACCCAGGGGCACCUCGUAAGAAAGGCCUGGUGAUCUACUUCCAGAUGAUCACAGCCGUUAAAAACCUUACGGACCACAGUCCUAUUCUGACAUACUUGGCAUCGCUCUGAGUUGGAAUCGACGAAGGCAACUGGUUUGGCAUUUGUUCUUUUACUCUUGUUUCAUUAGCCCUGCCAUACGCUCCUUGGGGCCAGGGGGUGAUGUGUCUGUUUCUGUAUGCUCUGCAGCUUCUAGCACAAGGUAAGUAUUCAUCAACUAUUUGAUGAUUAAGAUGCAAUACGAUAGCCUCUCCCAUUUGAUAACUGCUGUCUCAAAAAUACUGCCCCUAUUUGAUAAUGGGCUAGGAGUGGACCAUGUGAUUACUACUUGCUAUUGAUAACUACUCUCAGCUUAUUUUGUGUUUGGCCAGGAGAAAGAAAAUGAAAACACCCACUGGUUUUACUAAUUGGUAGGAAUUGCAGAUAGAGAGAGGGAAAGACAUGGAGGAAAGAGAGCCCAGGGGGAUGAUGCCUUUUCUUUUCAACUGGCCUUGUCUUCCUUUGGGGCUGCUAGAGCACAGCCCUCCCCCACACCCCAUGAUGGCCUUCCCUAAAUGCCCCUUUGAAGGCCAUGCUCAUCUCCCAAACCCCAUCAAAACUUCCCCUCCAGAGUCACAGAAGUAAAAGAGCCAGCCGGAGUAUCCUUCAGCCUUGUGUUCAAAGUGCCCACAGGCUGUAGCUUCCGUUUCUCCCCUGCCUGAGGCUCUCUUGACUUUCUUGGAGGCCCACAGCGAGAAAAGGGCGAUUUGAGGUCUGAGGUUUCCAGAUUCAGUUUGCUGUCCAAGUUGGAGAAAAGAAGCUUCUAUCUUAUUGCCCAAAAACUCCUGAGUGCUGGGGCUCCAUGCAGGGCCUCAUGUCCCCAGGCCCUGCCCUCACCCCCGCCUCCCUGUGGCAGGAGUGACCUCCUAACGGUAAAACUGCAAAAGGGGCUGAGCACAGGUGGUGCAGCCACCCUCCCUCUGGACUGACUCAUCCUUAGGUGGUCCAUGUGUGGGUGAUGGGGGGUGAGUGAUGGGGGGCAGCAGGCUCUUCCUCUGCAGCUGUGAAGAAUAAUGUCAUGGAUUGAAUUGUGUCCCCCAAAAGUAUCUGUCAACUUGGUUAGGCCAUGAUGAUCAGUAUUGUGUGGUUUUCCUCCAUUUAGUGGUUGUAAUUUUAUGUUAUGUUAAAGAGGAUUAGGGUAGGAUUUUAACAACCUUACUAAGGUCACAUCCCUGAUCCUGGGUAAAGGAAGUUUCCCUGGGAUGUGGCACCACCUUUUAUCUUACAAGAGAAAAGGAAAGGAGCAGAGAGUUGGGAACCUCACAACAGCAAGAAAGCAGUACUGGGAGCAGCACGUCCUUUGGACCUGAGGCUCCUGCUCUGAGAUGCUCCCAGACCAAGGGAAGAUUGAUGACAAGGACCUUCAUCCAGACCCAACAGAGCGAGAAAACCUUCCCCUAGAGCUGGUGCCCUGAAUUUAGAUUUCUAGCCUACUGGACUGAGAGAAUAAAUUUCUCUUUGCUAAAGCCAUCCACUUGUGGCGUUUCUGUUAUAGCUGCACUAGAUGACUAAGACAAAUAAGUUACUCUAAGAGAGGGCAGAUUAGCAAACAUUUGGCCGCAGAUCCCAGCCAUGUUCCCCAGUCAGCUUUAACAAUAAAACUGACUUUUUUUUUUUUUUUUGACUUUGUCUCUCUCUUUCACUUGUAUCUAUAAUCUAUCCCCAAAAUUGGAAGGGGGGGGAAGCAGUGUUACUUAUCGGCCCCCUAAAAUUCCUACAGUAAAGCUUGUCCUCUGCCUGAAGGAAUCAGAUGAAAAAAGAGGAGAAUAUUGUAGUAGGUGACUCUAGAGUUCCUCAGGAGGAGCUUCUCUUGGAUAGACCCCUGAUAAGCCAGCCCAAUGGUGGUGGUAGUACUGGAGAUGGAAGGAUAGGGAAGGAGACUGACUCAGGAGGGGAAGCAUAGGGGACUGAGGAUGAGGGGUUGAAAGGAAACAGACAAGUCUUUCUGCAAAAGUAAUAAACAGAAAUUUAAGCAAGAAAGGAGAAAGGAAUAAGAGGCCCAAGCAAGCUAAACCCUGAUACUCAAAGCAUGCUAUGCUGACCAGCAGCCCCUACAUUGGCCUGGACUGGGAGUCCUGUGUGAGAAAUUCUGAGGCCCACUCCAGUCCUGCUGAAUCAGAAUCUGUGUUUUAAGAAGAACACCAGGUGAUUCAUAUGUACAUCAAAAUCUCUUGAAAGGUGUUACUCAAAUAUAAUAAGUGCAACUGUGAGGAAUACAACAAAGAGUAUUUUAAAAGUUUGCACUUGGAAAUAGCCCAAAGGUGGAAGCAACCCAAAGUGUCUAUCCAGAGAUGGUAUACCAUAAAAUGUGGGAUAUCCACACACGGGAAACUUAUUCAGCCAAAAAAGAGAAAUGAGAAUCAAAGGAGAAUGGAGAACACCAAGGACACAAGGUAAUUACAAGCCCAAGAGACAGAAGGGGCCACAUGAACCAGAGACUACAUCACCCUGAGACCAGAAGAACUAGAUGGUGCCCAGCUAUAACUGAUGUCUCCCCUGACAUGGAACACAACAGAGAACUCCUGAGGGAGCAGGAGAGCAGUGAGAUGCAGACCCCAAAUUCUCGUAAAAAGACCAGGCUUAGUGGUCUGAGUGAGACUGGAAGGACCCCGGUAGUCAUGGCCCCCAGACCUUCUGUUAGCCCAGGACAGGAACCAUUCCCAAAGCCAACUCUUCAGACAGGGAUAGGACUGGACAGUGGGUUGGAGAGGGAUGCUGGUGAGGAGUGAACUUCUUGGAUCAGGUGGACACUUGAGACUUUGUUGGCAUCUCCUGCCUGGAGGGGAGAUGAGAGGGUGGAGGGGGUUAGAAGCUGGCGAAAUGGACACAAAAAGAGUGGAGGGAGGGAGCAGGCUGUCUCAUUAGGGGGAGAGGAAUUGGGAGUAUGUAGCAAGGUGUAUAUAAGUUUUUGUGUGGCAGACUGACUUGCUUUGUAAACUUUCACUUAAAGCACUAUGAAGAUUUUUUAAAAAAUGAAGUUCUAAUACAUGCGACAACAGAGGUGAACUCUGAAAACACGUUGAGUGAAAUAACCAGACACAGAAGGACAAAUAUUCUGUGAUUGACUGACAUGAAAUAUCUAGAAUAGGCAAGUGCAUAGAAACAAAGUAGUUAGGGGUUACCAGGGUGAGGGGAUAAUGGGGGAACUGUUUGCUUAAGGGGCACAGUUUCUGUUUGGGGCAAUGAUAAAAUUUGGGAAAUAAUGGUAAAUUGUGAAUGGAAAUAAUGCCACCGAGUUGUACACUUAGAAACUGUUCAAACAGGAAGUUUUAUGUUAUUUACAUUUUGCCAAAAUAAUAAAAAAAAAAAAAAGCUUGUAUUAGGAAGAGCUUUCCUAGGCCAGGAAGACUUCCCUAAAGAAGUACCCUGAAACCUGAAGGCUGGGAAGGAACUGAAGCAGUUGCAGGUGGAGGAAGUGGGGGAGGAAAACAUUCCAGGCAGAGGGAACAGCAUGUGAAAAAUCCCUGUGUCCAGCCAGGCCAGAGGCCAGCGCUGCCACUGGGUUUAACAGAUCCAGGUGCCUUAAAUUCUGUUCUGGCAAUUCCAGUUGGCUUUUCUAAACCCAGAUUAAAAAAAAAAAUUGUGGAAUGAGAAUGAGGUACUAAGAAACAUUAGAAAGUCUCUUUUGCUGUUUUUUAUUAAAAAAUUGUAAUACUAAUUACCGUUCAUUAAGCAAGCAAUAUGCUCCAGGUCUGAUGCUAGGUUUUAAUAUUCUAUUCAAUUUACUUUUCACAACCCCCACAUAGGCCAUGUGAAUCAGCACUAUUUUCAUGCACCUUUUUAAAUACACAAGCUGAGAUAUGGAAUUUCAGCAGCAUAGCCAGGCUCCCUCACCUUCUGAGCCAGGGAUUACUAAAACUAUAGUAGACCUCUAGGCCAAGUCUGACCCACUGCCUGUUUGUAGCAAGUUUUAUUGGCACAGAGCCAAGUCCAUUCAUUUAUGUAUUGUCCCUAUCUGCUUUUACACAACAAUGGCAGUAAGUGGAGUCAUGGGGACAGAGACCUUGUGGCUUGCAUAAUCAAAAUAUUUACCAUCUGGACCUUUACAAAGGAGCCCUGGUGGUGUAGUGGUUAAGCACUGGGCUGCUAACCAAAACAUCAGAGGUUCAAACCCACCAGCCAUGAGAAAGCUGUGGCUGUCUGCUUCCGCAAAGAUCUCAGCCUUGGAAACCCUAUGGGUGGUUCUACUCAGUCCUAUGGAGUCACUGUGAGUUGGAAUGGACUCAACGCCCAUGGGUUUGAUUUGGAUUUGGCCCUUUACAGAAAACAUUUACUAACCCCUGUUCUGAGUGGAAGGGCCAAGAGUGAGUUCAGGCAUUUCAGACCACAGGGCUUUGCUCUUAUCCCCAUGCCCUGCUGGAGUCCAGGCAGAAAGUAUAGACUCCGUUGUAUCAUUAAAAAACAAAACAGUGAGUUGCUUCCCACUCAGGGUGACCCCAUGUGUAUCGGAGUAGAACUGUGCUCUCUAGGGUUUUCAGUGGCUGAUUUUUGGAAGUAGAUUGCUAGACUUUUCCCUGAAAUAUAAUGGCCUGGAAACUGCACAAGGGCACACAGGACACACUUGGAAAUUUCCCUGUUAACUGUUUCUGGUUUUCUUAUCAGUAGUUGAUAUUCAAUGAACAUUUAAAGAACGUAUACAAUGUGUGUGCUGGUGGUAUGUGCUCUGGAGGAUUGAGGUGAAUAAGACCCGGCUGGCCUCAGGAUGCCCAUGGAUGGCGCAUGGAGAGACACUGGCACCAGCAGGAAAGGACGGUGUCCUGUGAGAACUUCAGCUGGGGAAGAGGACACUUCUGUGUGGGAUGUGGGGGUGGGAGAAGGAAGCGGCCACUGGGUGGGGCCAACAAAAAUGGAUAUUGUGAAUACUGGGGAAGCCAGCACAACUUGACCAAGGCAAAGUCAUAGAAGCUUCUUAGAUAUAUCCAAACUCCCAUAGGGGUUGAGUUGCUGGGCUGAGGGCUGGGGACCAUGGUCUUGGGAGACAUCUAGUUCAACUGGCAUAACAUAGUUCUACAUCUUACUUUGGUGAAUAGCACCUGGGGUCUUAAGCCUGUGAGAGGCCACCAUCUGAGAUAUGUUUACUGGUCACACCCUGUCUGGAGCAAGGAAGAAUGAAGAAAACCAAAGACACAAAGGAAAGAUUAGUCCAAAAGACUAAUGGACCACAACUACCACAGCCUCCACCAGACAGAGUCCAGCACAACCAGAUGGUGCCUGGCUAUCACCACAUCUGCUCUGAUGGGGAUCACAAUAGAGGGUCCUGGACAGAGCUGGAGAAAAAUGCAGAACAAAAUUCAAACUCACCAAGACCAGACUUACUGGUCUGACGGAGACUGGAGAAACCCUAAGAGUAUGGCCCAUGGACACUCUUUUAACUCAGUACUGAAGUCACUCCUGAGGUUCACCCUUCAGCUAAAGAUUACCCAGGCCUAUAAAACAAACUCAUAGUUCAACCACGUAUAUGAGACUAAAUGGGCACACCAGCCCAGGGACACGGAUAAGAUGGCAGGAGGGGACAGGAAACCUGGAUGAAUGGAAAUGGGGAACACAAGGUUGAGAAGGGGAGAGUUUUGACACAUUGCAGAGUUGGCAACUAAUAUCACAAAACAAUAUGUAACCUUAGUAAGAUUUCUGGGGGUUCUGUUUUCUCACUUUACAAGAUGGGGUAGGACCAGAUGAUCUCCAGGGUCCUUGCAGGAGGAUUUGGAGCGAGAAGGACCAUGAGUAGAUCUUCUAUCAUGAAAAGAAGGUAUGGGGGGAGGAGCCCAGGCCUCUGUCUCCAGGCUGAAGGCUGAAAGAGGGCUGUGCCCUGGGAGAAUGUGGCCGAGAUAUAAAUGGUAGUCCUCCGACUGUCCAACCCACCGGCCUGUAUAACAAGGGGUUUCCUCCUCUCUGUGGAAGGGACUUAACUCUUGAUCAAGAGGACUGGCUCUAAAUGGAAAUGUUAUUCAGGGAGUUGCUAUGGGGAGAAUUUAAAAAGAAAUACGCAGGAUUAAGGCGAAAGAGUUUUGAUCAGAUGUCAGGAGGUUGGAACUUGGGCUUUGGCAGUAAUUUUUUUUCUUCUUCUUCUUGGGAGUCAGAAAGCUCAGGCUAGGAGUGAGGUAGGAGUGGAGAAGGUCAGGCAAGAAUGCAGACACCCCAAACGAGGCUGAGGCUGCAGGAGAGUGAGAAUGUCUGAAAGUGUCUGUUCACUUCUGGAGACUGCCAAAGUCCUGGGAUACUUAGCAACUGGCAACCACCUCCCUCCCUGUCCACGGGCAGAUUUCUUCACACGGCUGUGCCCUGUAUGGAAAUUACGGCUGGAAACAAAGAUCCCAAGCCAAGAACCCCCAUGAACUUCCUAGCGUAAGCAGUCAUUCCAGGGAGUUCCUGGGUGGUGCCAGUGGUUAAGGCACUUGGCUGCUAACCGAAAAUUUGGAGAUUUGAGCCCACCCAGUGGCACCUUGAAAGAAAGCCCUGGCAACCGCUUCUUAAAAAUCAGCCACUGAAAACCCUAUGGAGCACAAUUCUACUCUGACGCACAUGGGGUCUCCUCCAUGAGUUGGAAUCCACUAAAAGUAAGUUGGAAACCCUGGUGGUGUAGUGGUAAAGGUUGUCAGUUCAAGUCCACCAUGUGCUCCUUGGAAGCUUUGUGGGGCAGUUCUACCCAAAAAACCCAAUGCCGUCGAGUGGAUUCCGACUCAUAGCAUUUUACUCUGUCCUGUAACGUCGCCGUGAGUCGGAAUUGACUGGAGGGCAGAGUUCGUUUGGGAAGGGUGUUUUAGCUGUUCUAUGCCAGGCCCUUUCUCAUUCUUGCCAGCUGGUGGCGCCAAAGGCUUACCCGAGCGCUGGGAACUACAACUGGCGACAGAGCUGCCUUCUGUCCGCUGCCCGCCCAACAAUGGGAUCGCUUUUUAAAGUGAUGGUGUCUGUGCCGUGAUGAGGAGGAGAGCUAACUUUCAUCAAUUUAUAGAAUGAGGGACAAUAUUUCAGGCUUCUGGGCUCCUCAGAGACCAUUAAAUAGAAGGGGACCAAUUAUUUUUCUCAGAUUUUCUAAAAUCGCCAGCUGCUGAGUAGCAUCUGGGGUCUUAAAAGCUUACGAGUAGCCAUCUAAGAUAAAUCUAUUGGUCCCAUCAUGUUCGGGGCAAAUGAGAAUGAAGAAAACCAAAGACACAAGGAAAAUAUUAGUCCAAAGGACUGACGGACCACAUGAACCACAGCGUCCACCAGCCUGAGCCCAGAAGAACUAGAUGGUGCCCUGCUACCACUACCGACCACUCUGACAGGGAUCACAAUAGAGGGUUUCGGACAGAGCAGGAGAAAAAAGUAGAACAAAAUUCAAAUUCACAGAAAAAGACCAGACUUGCUGGUCUGACAGACUGGAGGUACCCCUGAGACUACAGCCCCCUGGACAUUCUGCUAACUCAGAGCUGAAGCCACUCCUGAAGUCCACCUUUCAGCCAAAGAUUAGACAGGCCUAUAAAACAAUAACACACGUGAGGAAUGUGCUUCUUAGUUCAAGUAUACGAGACCAAGUGGGCAACAGCUGCCCAAAAGCAAAGACGAGAAGGCAGGAAGGGACAGGAAAACUGGACAAAUGGACAAAUACAGAGAACUUGGAGUGGAAAGGGAACGAGGGAGAAUCCUGACACGUGGGGAUUGCAACCAAUGUCACAUAAUAAUUUGUGCAUAAAUUUUUGAAUGAGAAACUAAUUUGUGCUGUAAAUUUCCACGUAAAACACAAUAAAAUUAAAAAAAAAAAAUCACCAGCUGCUUUGCACAGGGCAAUAGAUAAGAAACACUUGUCCUCACAGAGUUUCUGUUUGGAUCAAUGAACAAGUUUUGGAAAUAAAUAGUGGUGAAGUUUGUACAACGUGAACACAAUUAAUGCCACCGAACUGUAUACUUAAAAUGGUUAAAAUGGCAAAUUUUAUGUUAUAUAUAUUUCACCACAAUUAAUAAGAAAAAAAGAAGACUAGAUUAGAAACCUGAGGAUUUCACCCUUGAGCAAAGGGAGUAGAAAGAAGAUUCUAGAAGGAAGGCUUUGACAUCAGUGGAAGGACCAGACAGACCCAAGUUGAGUGGACAGACAUGUCGAAUACCUGGGUGAACAAGGACAGGGAAGGGCAGCCCCCAUGAGCUGCAGGGCCCACUAUUCUCCUUCAGUUGGGGGCUGGGUCAGGAUUGGAGGAAGGGGCCAGGAGUAUAUUUGCCACCCAAGAGCAGAUAUCUUGACCUAGCUACCUUGGAUGUGGGCUAGAAACUGGUGUGGGAAAAGCAAUUAAUGAAACAGGCUUGGCAAGCAGGCAAGAGUGAGGGUGGCCAGGUUGCUUAAUGAGGGACUAAUUCCUGAGGAAGGGAGAGGAAAGGAAUACUCCGGAGUGGACUUGUAUAAGAAGUUUGACAGCUGAAGAAAAAAAAAAGCUGAGGACUUAAAAAAUGAAAUCAGCAUUUACACAAAGAUGGUGGCCUUAGGGCUUGCUGCUUUUCUGUGUCCCACAGGAAGUGGGUGGGCAGUCGGGUUGCAGGAGAGCUCCACUGGGCCCCCUGUAGUCUUCCUCUGUCCAGGCACGGGACAUUUUGUGCUAAUUAACUGACCCGCAAAUUCUCUAGUCACUCCUGUCUGUAGGCUGCACUGCUUCUCUGGGCUUCUAGGAACAGGAACUGCUUUUCUGGGGUAACGAAGAAGCUGUGGCCCUAUUUAAAUGUUACAUCAAAGUAUUGAAGCUGCCUCCUCAAUUCAGCUUCCAAGUUCAGAAAUAAAACAUAGAAAAAGGCGGGGAGCGAAAAACCUCUAUUAUGGAUUGAAUUGUGUCCUUCCAAAAUAUGUGUCAUAAAUCCUAACCCCUAUACCUGGGAGUGUACUGUCAUUUGGAAACAGGAUUUUCUAUGUUAUGUUAACGAGGCCAUAUCGGUGCGUCCUAAACCUAAUCUCUCCUGAGUUCUACGACUGGCAUAGACACAGAGAUGAGCAAGCACAGAUGGGGAAGAUAGAUGCCACGUGAAGGUUGCCCAGGAACUGAGGAAAGCCUGAGGCUAUGAGACAGACAGGGUUAACUGUGCUGGUGGCCGAACAAAAGAGUUUGUAAAAGAUUAUCAUUUAGAAAUUGGGUAAACAGGAACCCACUCUGUCAACAUGAGAUAGGACUGGGGCAGCCCAUGAAUUACUAUCUCCUUCUUAGCGUCUUUCUAGUCCCCUCCUCCUUUAGCAGGCUCUGUAUGCCCAGAGGAGCAGAGUGUGACUGCUGUUUGACCUUCCUUAGCUCUCCGAAGAUGGCGAUAUAGCGUGCGCUAUAUCCCAUGAUAAGUGAUGCCAAGGGCUGCUGAAAGGACUCCAUCUUGAAUAUCAGCAGCUUCCAUCUUAGAUUCCAGAUGCGUGUGCAACCUAAUUAAUAUACACCACCAUUCUGAGAAGUACCCGGCCCUUGAAAGAAGCCCACUAAAUAUUCAUUAUUGUCUCCACCGACCCCAUAUAAGACCUAAUCUUGCUUCCCUUUUCAAGUUAGUCUUUUGGAGAGGCUAAGAUCCCCGCUGACUCCUUUUGCUUGACUCAAGCAAAAUAAAGCGUGCUGAAGAUAAAGUUUGUCUUUCACGUGUAUUCUUACCCAGGAAAAGACAACGACCCUUUGUGUCAGAUUGGCAACUGGUAACAGUUACAGAAGCUGAAAGAAACAAGAAUCUUCCCCCAGAGCUGACAGAGAGAGAGAGAGGCAGUGCCCUGAAUUCAGACUUCCAGCCUCCUGAACUGUGAGAAAAUCAAUUUCUGUCCUUUAAAUGCCUUUGGUCUUCCUUGUAGGCAUAUGGAUAUUACCCUAUCACUGACACUGUUGAAGAUUGAAGUUGUCAAGGAUUUCAUUUUACUUGGAUCCACAAUCAACAGCCAUGGAAGCAGCAGUCAAGAAAUCCAAAGACGCAUUGCAUUGGGUAAAUCUGCUGCAAAGGACCUCUUCAAAGUUGUGAAGAGCAAAGAUGUCACCCUGAAGACUAAGGUGCAUCUGACCCAAGCCAUGGUAUUUUCAAUUACAUCAUAUGCAUGUGAAAGCUGGACAGUGAAUAAGGAAGACCGAAGAAGAAUUGAUGCCUUUGAAUUGUGAUGUUGGUGCCGAAUAUGAAUAUACCAUGGACUGCGAAAAGAAUGAACAAAUCUGUCUUAGAAGAAGUACAGCCAGAAGGCUCCUUAGAGGCAAGGAUGGUGAGUCUGCAUCUUACAUACUUUGGACAUGUUGUCAGAAGGGAUCAGUCCCUGGAGAAGGACAUCAUGCUUGGCAGAGUACAGGGUCAACGGAAAAGAGGAAGACCCUCAACGAGGUGGAUUGACACAGUGGCUGCAACAAUGAGCUCAAGUAUAACAAUAAUUUUAAGGAUGGCUCAGGAUGGGACAGUGUUUCGUCCUGUUGUGCAUAGGGUCACUAUGAGUCGGAACUGACUUGACGGAGCCUAACAACAACAGCAAAUACCUUUGUGAUAUUUCUUACAGUAGCACUAGGUAACUAAGACAAUCACCCACCCUGUCCCCCACCCACCCAGUUUCUCCUGAUUGCCACACAGGCAACUGGUGUUUAGUUACUUACGUGUCCAACGGUGGGUGACAGUGAAUUCUGUUCUCACUCUGUCCCUCAAAAAAACACACAUAUAAAUUGUAGCACACUAUGUAAACUGAUUUUUCACUAAACAAGUCUUGGACAUUGUUACUGGGUUCUUUUUUGACAGGCCUGUAUCUCCAAUUUCCUGUGCAGUGGGGUAGUGUUCCAUGAUGGCUGGAGAGGCCCCUCUGUUGUAUCUGUACGUGGGCUGCUUACAAGACACAUCUGACUGCCCUGCUGAGGCACAGAACUGCCUCCAAAGGCUUCCUCGGUUCAGGCUGUGUCCUAGAGGGCUCCCACUCUCUCUGAGCACACCCCGGGCAGAGAAGUUACACAGACCACUGACUCCCAAAGACUGAAAGACUAGAGAAACAACACUUCCUGUGGGUUUUUCUGUGCCAGAAGAACUGCUCUUUGGGAGGGAUAGAAAAUUUCAAGUGAAGAAACAAUUUCUGACUCUGACUCACAUUUCCCUAGCAACAGCUUCUUGAUUUCAACAAUUUUCUAGACGAAUUUCCCUGAUCUUUAGAACAUCCCAGCAGGCAUGGGAAAGGAGAGAUAAUCACCCCCGGCCUGGAUCAAAGCCCCAGAGCAGAGUUUGAGACAUCGGGAGUGAAUUCUUGGGGAGCCUUUCUUUGAUGGGUAGGAUGGGUGUCAUUGUUAUCAUUAUCAAUAGCAGGUAUCUCCUAGGCAACAAGUGACCUUGGACUCUGGAAGUCUGAGCCUACCUGAGAAUACCAGGAAGUAUAAGACUUGAAGGACUAAGGGCAAGUUUCUUUAAUGUGUGGAUGACUGAACCAGUGGGUACCUUCAUGGAGUAUGCAGUCUACUAGGUAGAUAGAAACAUAAUAUGUAAAUAAAAGUGAUAUGUUAGUCGACUCUGACUCAUGGCAACCUUAUGUACAACAGAACAAAAUAGUCUCGGUUCUGCAUCAUCCUCAUGAUCACUGGGAUGUUCAAGUCUACCACUAAGGCUGUUGUGUCAAUAUCCAUCUCACCGAGGGUCUUCCUCAUGCUGUAUGGCCCGCUACUUCACCAAACACGAUGUUCUCCAGCCACUGAUCGCUUCUGAUGACAUGUUCAAAGCAAGCAAGUUGGACAGCGUUCUCUUGUGAUCCAUAAGGUUUUCAUUGGCUAAUUUUUGGAAGUAGAUUGCCCUUUCUUCCUAGUCUGUCUUCAUCUGCAAGCUCCAUUGAAACUGUCCACUGUGAAAUAAAAUGAUAAGUUUUGCUUUAUGAAAACAGAGUUCUCUUGCCUAUGACACUAAAGGUCAUCGUAUUAAAUAUUAGAAACCUAUGUGUUGUAUAAUCAUAUAUAGAUAAUUUUAUAGUUAGGCCUUAAACUGUAACUUUUAGAAGCAGCUUGUCUAGUUUCACAUAAUUGUACAAGGGUAAGUCAAAAAGUAUUGCUAUAACAUAUAGAAAGCUUUAUUAAACAAAAAUAUCAAAAUGUGAAGCUAUUGUUUCUCAACAUGUCCUCCUUCUAGGUCUAUACACUUCUGAAGGCAGUGUUUGCAUCUCUCUAACCCUUCCUCAAAGAAUGCUACGCUCCUUGAUUCACACCAUGUCAAAACGGCAGUUUUGGCACCCUCAAGGGACUCAAAUCACGUUGUUUUUAAAUGUUCUUUGAGUUUGGGGAAUAAACCGAAGUCUGAAGGGGCAAGAUCAGGGCUGUAGAAUGAAUGGGGUAAGGUUUCCCAAUGAAAUUCUCAUAGGACAGCACUUGCUACCCUCAAAGAAUGAGCAGGUGCAUUGUCAUGAUGGAAAAAAUUCGUCAAUGCAACUUUCCUGGCCUUUUUCUCACUAAUGCAGUUUUCACUCUUCUUAUAACUUCUUCAUAAUAAGCCCAGAAUCAUCCUGUGUCCUUUGAGAAAAUCUAUCAAGAUUAAUCAAGAUUACACCUUUGGAAUUCAAAAAACUGUCUCCAUAACCUUCUGAGUGAUCUUCCCUCUCUUGGCUCUAUGUUUGAGGUCUUCCUGGCCUUCCUUAAAAUGCUUGAUCCAUCUAAAAUCUUUUGUUUUAUGGGGGGCAGCAUUCCAAUAAACUUGGUGCAAAGCUUCAGUGAUUUGGGAAGAUGUCCGCUUCGGUUUUGUUAAAAAUUUGAUAUUAGCCCUGACCUCAAAAUCAUGUUUUUCCCAUGGCACAAAAAGUAUUCUUUUUUUUUUGAAGGCACCCUAACGAGUUUGUGUAUUACUGAGAGAACUUUUCUGCAGCCAUCCACUGAUCACAGAGACAUGUUUAAACAUGUUUUGUUUGGAAUAAACCUGUGCAUGUAUGAACUGGAACCCCAAUACCAAUACUUUUUGACUUACCGUCAUAUUUAGGUGAUCAGGCUCACUGAAACACUUGAAAUUUAUUCUUUCAGAAAACAAUGGAAGAGUAAUGAAGAUGUCCUGUUUCCAAGACUGCAGAGGUCUUAUGUUCAUGGCUUACUGAUCUUGUGAUUGUCUUAGCAAGGUUUCUAUUUUUCUGUUCUUUAUAGUGUUUGAAAACAUACUGCUGUCUUACAAGAUUCAUGUAUUCUGACAUAAUUGUCAACCAAUCAUAAUUUUUUGUUCAAUGUUCCUGAUGAAAUUACAUAUAAGUACCUUGAAAAUCUAUUUAAUUGGAGCACUGAUUUACUUGAUAAUGAUGUGAUGCCCAACUUUAAAAUUGCCUGUUAAACCUGCAUAAACCCAAAAACCAAA
Messenger RNA from Loxodonta africana (African savanna elephant), 16731 nucleotides. It is a transcript of the gene BLVRA, whose product is annotated as biliverdin reductase A. Gene Ontology annotation, biological process: heme catabolic process. The transcript has 9 exons. Gene Ontology annotation, cellular component: cytoplasm. Gene Ontology annotation, molecular function: nucleotide binding; zinc ion binding; biliverdin reductase [NAD(P)H] activity. Lineage: Eukaryota; Metazoa; Chordata; Mammalia; Proboscidea; Elephantidae. The coding region runs from base 138 to 1028 and encodes 296 amino acids. The record is from RefSeq and is a predicted model, not a curated record.